AUGGCCGGAAGAGUACGACAUGCAAGAACCCCAAGGAGAGAUCAAAUAAAUAAUGGAAAUCGCGUUGGAAGUGCAUUCGAGGCGGAUGUUGAUUACGCAAUUGGCAUAAUUAGGUGGCUCCUGAAGCCGUUGGGCUUGUGGCCAAAAACAGCCAACUCAACGCGCUCCGAGAGGCUGACAGCCAUCUUCCUGAUGAGCGUUUGCACAUUUCUCCUGGGUUUUUUAAUCGUACCAGGGAGUCUGUUCGCAUUUGUGAAGAUAAAAAAUCCAGCUGUGAGGCUGAAGCUGACGGGCCCCUUGAGCUUUUGCGUCAUGGGGAUAAUGAAGUACUAUUCCCUAGUGGUCGAACGUCGGAAUAUCGCCAGUUGCAUUCAGCACAUGACAGCUGACUGGCAGAAAGCCGUCUCGACGCAUGAUCGAGACAUAAUGCUGACGUAUGCCCAAUUCGGAAGGUAUGGAGCAACAAUUUGCACGGGCUUCAUGUACAGCGGAGGCUUGUUCUACGCUGUUAUCCUGCCGUACGUAUCGGCUGGUGCUAGGACUGAGGGAAAUGGUACGGUUAGAUCGCUUGCCUAUCCGAGCCACUAUGUUCUGUUCGAUCCGCAAGUGAGUCCGGCUUAUGAAGUUGUCUUUUCAACUCACUGUUGCUGCGCUUUCGUUAUGCAUUCCAUUACGAGCGCCACCUGCAGCCUCGCUGUGGUCUUUGCAAUGCAUGCGUGCGGACAAUUGGAGAUCUUGAUCGUGUGGCUGAAUGAUUUGGUGGACGGAAGCGGGCAGGCUGAGGACAGGCUUUCGGAAGUGGUUGAGCAACAUGUGAGAACUCUCAGCUUCAUCAUCCGUGCAGAAGGCGUUCUCCGCGAGAUUUGCCUAGUAGAAAUAUGUGGCUGCACAUUGAACAUCUGUUUCAUUGGUUAUUACUUAAUGAUGGAGUGGGCCCAAGCCGAUGCUGUGGGGAUAACAACCUAUACAAUACUCCUCAUCUCCUUCGUCUUCAAUAUUUUCCUCUUCUGCUAUGUUGGAGAGCUCCUCACCGAAGAGUGCAAAAAAGUAGGUGAGACGACGUACAUGAUGGAGUGGUACAGGCUGCCUGAUAAAAAAGCUCUGGGGUUGACACUCGUCAUUUCAACUGCUCAACAUCCCGUGACGAUUACUGCUGGGGGGAUGAUUGCACUGUCGCUGAGCAGUUUUUGUACUGUCAUUCGAACAGCCGUUACAUAUCUCAAUCUUCUGCGAACGCUCAUGGAUUGA
This is a messenger RNA of Diachasma alloeum, 1248 nucleotides long. RefSeq names its product odorant receptor Or2-like (gene Or3). The transcript is spliced from 4 exons. The coding region runs from base 1 to 1248 and encodes 415 amino acids. Gene Ontology annotation, molecular function: olfactory receptor activity; odorant binding. Gene Ontology annotation, biological process: sensory perception of smell; detection of chemical stimulus involved in sensory perception of smell. Gene Ontology annotation, cellular component: plasma membrane. NCBI's taxonomy places the organism in Eukaryota, Metazoa, Arthropoda, Insecta, Hymenoptera, Braconidae. The record is from RefSeq and is a predicted model, not a curated record.